AUGAACUUGAAGAUGACUAAUCUACUAACUUCUGGUCAUAGACGUUAUAACCCACUAUUAGAUGAAUGGAUUAUUGUUUCUCCACAUCGAAUUCAACGUCCUUGGGGAGGACAAAUGGAAUCUGAUAAUCAUAAACCCACAGAAGUAACUGACGUUUCUGUAAAAUGUACCAAAAAUCCAUUAUUACCCGGGUCCGUUCGUGCAAGUGGCUUAAUCACACCUAAUUAUCAAUCUGUCUACACAUUUCACAAUGACUUUCCUGCUUUGGUUAAUGUAAAUUGCGAAUGUGAAAGUGUUAGUUUAACGAGCUUCAGAUCUGUUGAAGAAAAUCCAUUAUUUGCAUGUGCGCCUGCACAAGGUGACUGUUUAGUUACUUGUUUUCAUCCAGAUUCUAAUAAAACCUUAGCGCUGAUGGAACAGCGUGAAAUACUAUCAGUUAUUACUGAGUGGUGCCGUAUUACUGAAAAAUAUUUCAAAAUGAAAAAAUUUCAAUGGCUGCAAAUUUUUGAGAAUCGAGGCGCAGCUGUUGGUUCGUCUAACACGCAUCCGCAUUGCCAGAUUUGGGCAUGUGGUUUUAUGCCAUCGCAAGUGUUAAGACUUGAUAAAAAUCAACAGAAUUAUGCUCUGCAACAUAAUGGUAUACCUUUGCUGUUGGAUUAUGCUAUGCAAGAAAAAGUGAAUAUGAAUAAUUGUACAUCGGAUUCGCGUAUAAUUAUCUGUUCAACUCAUUGGCUCGUUAUUGUUCCAUGGUGGGCAUGUUGGCCUUUUGAAACAAUGAUUUUACCUCAUAAACGUCAUAUUCUCUGGUUGCACGAAUUAACUGAAGAUGAGAAAUAUGACCUCGCCUCCGUAAUGCAGAAUUUACUUGUUCGUUAUGAUAAUCUAUUUAGCACACAAUUCCCAUAUUCUAUGGGUUGGUAUCAGGCACCUAUGUGCUCCUCCAAAGAGGAGUCCUUGGGAGAUCUAAAAAGUAAAUAUAAACAUUGGCAGUUACAUGCUUUGUAUUUACCUCCCCUGUUAAGAUCAUCUACAGUAAAAAAAUUCAUGUCUGGCUUCGAGUUAUUAGCGGAAACCCAGCGAGAUUUACUACCAGAAACAGCUGCAAAUAUGCUUCGUGAAACUAGUACAAUCCACUAUACUAAACGGGUAUUAUAA
This is a messenger RNA of Schistosoma curassoni, 1155 nucleotides long. NCBI's taxonomy places the organism in Eukaryota, Metazoa, Platyhelminthes, Trematoda, Strigeidida, Schistosomatidae. The record is from the annotation of a GenBank genome assembly.